This is a messenger RNA of Thunnus maccoyii (southern bluefin tuna), 1179 nucleotides long. Its product is annotated as vegetative cell wall protein gp1-like. The transcript has 2 exons. The record is from RefSeq and is a predicted model, not a curated record. NCBI's taxonomy places the organism in Eukaryota, Metazoa, Chordata, Actinopteri, Scombriformes, Scombridae. Bases 129 to 608 code for a protein of 159 amino acids.
CAGUUUUUCAUCUGCUCUGGUCUGCACUGUGUGCACUGAUAGCGGGGGAUGAGUUACCGUUUGAUCACAGACAGCUGAGGAUGUAAGAAGUGACUGACUGACAGACAGCUGUCAAGACGCAGAUAUCUAUGUUCACUUUUUAUUUAUUAAUGAAAAGCUCCAAACAUUCAGGUGCACUGGGAAGAAAACGGAGAAGAGAGGAGGAAGAAAAGAAGCCUAAUAUAGAGGAGUCUCUUGCUGGACCAGACCCCAUCCUGGACCAGCACCCAUCCUGGACCAGCACCCAUCCUGGACCAGACCCCAUCCUGGACCAGCACCCAUCCUGGACCAGACCCCAUCCUGGACCAGCACCCAUCCUGGACCAGACCCCAUCCUGGACCAGACCCCAUCCUGGUCCAGCACCCAUCCUGGACCAGACCCCAUCCUGGACCAGCACCCAUCCUGGACCAGCACCCAUCCUGGACCAGCACCCAUCCUGGACCAGACCCCAUCCUGGACCAGCACCCAUCCUGGACCAGCACCCAUCCUGGACCAGCUCUGCUUCCCUGCCAUGUCCUGAGGUUUUGGAUCUAGUUCCUGCAGGAGUUCAGCCUCAUGUCUCUCUCUGAUGUCUUGUCUUGUUUUCUUGUCUCUUCUUCGUGUGUGUGACGGUGUGAUGUGAGUCUCCGCUGUCUGUCCUCCUGCCAGGUCUCCAUGGUGACAGAGGUCACAUGAUUCAGGUCCUAUUCUGCUCAGCGUCCUCUUCAUCACAUUCUUCAUAUAUAUUGUUAAUCCGUUAUGAUGCUGUUAUCCUGUUGAAUGCUGUGUUCUGUAAUGUGUCUUCUAUUGUUUCUAUUUCCUGUCGGUCCGUCCUGCAGAUGGAUCCUCCUCUGUUCUUCUUCCUGAACUUUCUUCCAUGUUUUCCCUGUUAAAGGGUUUUUUUGGGGAGUUUUUUAUUAUUUGAAUUGAGGGUCUGAGGACAGGAUGUUGUUCAGACUGUGAAUCCUCCUGAGACUAAUUUGUGAUUUUGGGUUAUAUAAAUAAAAUUGACUUGAGUUGACAUAAUUAUCAGGUUAUUAUCCCAUGAAUGUCACCAUAUUAUCAUUUUUAAUCAAAAUAUUUCACCAGUGUAACCUUAUUGUUGUCAUCAGGUUACUGUGUUGUUACCCUCAAUAAACAGUUCUGCCUCAUAUUACUACA